AUGAGUUCCUCACCUGAGCAAGCCGCGAAGAGUCGUCGUAUAGCAAAAGCCCUCGAAAGUCUCUACGAUUCUGUGCCACAAACUCAGGGAUCCUCUGCCAGCUCUGGAGGUAAAGCAAAGGCAAAUGAUACGGCGGAUAUUUGGGCAAAAAAGAAAGCGGAGAAUAACUAUUAUCUUGCGAACCUUAACAUAUAUAUUCCUUUUGUAGGGUCUUCAGAAGUGCCUCAUCCUGAUGAUUUAAGUCAAAAGGAGUAUCUCUCGCUCUUGGAAGACCAACGACAAUUCCGUGUCGAUCUGAACAAGAAGCUUGAAUUACAACAGAGAUUAUCAAGUAAAGGGUUCUCCGAAGAGGACAGUGAAUGGUACUUGGACUGCCUAUGUUUGGCACCAGCACCAUCCAAAUUCCCGUUCAGCAACCUUGAAGCCAUAUUCGCGCAAGAAGUCUCUAGAACAGGUGCAAGGGAAGCUCGUGCUUCACAUCUGAGUCUUCAUUUCAGAGAGAUUGGACUUCCAAGCUACAAUACCGACGCAACCAACAUGUCCUAUGAGGCUGAGCUCACAGCGAAGGUUUUGCAGACCUCUGACCGAUGGAAACGGGACGAGAGUGCUCGCGAGUUGUUCUUCCGAAUGAGCGACGCAUUGAGCUCGAUGGGUAAUUGA
Molecule: messenger RNA, 660 nt
Organism: Kwoniella botswanensis
Lineage: Eukaryota; Fungi; Basidiomycota; Tremellomycetes; Tremellales; Cryptococcaceae
Exons: 5
Coding region: 1-660 (219 amino acids)
Source: RefSeq, a predicted model, not a curated record